Messenger RNA from Monoraphidium neglectum, 291 nucleotides. RefSeq lists its product as hypothetical. Lineage: Eukaryota; Viridiplantae; Chlorophyta; Chlorophyceae; Sphaeropleales; Selenastraceae. The transcript has 2 exons. The record is from RefSeq and is a predicted model, not a curated record. Bases 1 to 291 code for a protein of 96 amino acids.
AUGAUCAUGGGGGAGGGCCUCUUCCAGGCGGACGGCCACCCCGGGAACAUCCUGGUGCGCCACGGCGGCUCCAUCGCGCUCCUGGACUACGGGCAGUCCAAGCAGCUGCCGGGGGCGGAGCGGGAGGCGCUCGCGCGGCUGAUGAUCGCGCUGGACAGGGAGGACACUCCUGCCAUCAACGCGGCCAUCACGGGCCUGGGCGUGCAGAUCGACAAGGUGGACCCCGAGCUGCGGCGCUCCCUGGCGUACGGCAUGUUCGACACGCGCGGCACGGUGGGGGCGCCUUCGUAA